This is a messenger RNA of Durusdinium trenchii, 3015 nucleotides long. The record is from the annotation of a GenBank genome assembly. Lineage: Eukaryota; Dinophyceae; Suessiales; Symbiodiniaceae.
AUGUAUUGCGUUUUCAGUUACAUUCUAGGUGCCCAAGCGGUGAAUAUGUCGGAUGGUGCCAGCGAGUCAGAAGCAGAUCCUGAAGACCAAGAUGAGGAUCAGGAUCAUUUGGAAUCUGCUGGGGCUGUUCCACGUUCGGAUGCUGAGCAUUUGCGAGACCUCAACAGCCUAGGCAUUACGGCAGAGGACGAGUGGGCUUCCGAAGCAUUCGAUGGAAGUGAGAGGAGCGAGGAACCAGAAGAUCAGAGAGGCAGUUCACAGGUAUUGCCCGGAGGUCCUUUUUGGUUUCGACAAAGGUUGGCAGGUCUUGAGACAUUGCAGGAUUCAGAAUGUUCCAUGCACGGCCUCAUCCGUGCGUGUAACUGCCACGUCCAAAUCGCCGAUGACCUUUCCUUUGUGGAUGUCUUUGCAACAACUUCUCGAAUAGCCGAGAAAGCACGGCGCAUCUUUGGCUUAUCUCCAAGUGAGUUCAAUGAAACGACAGCUUGGCCGGAUGGCGAUGCCAUGCCUGAAGAUUGCGUGGAGCAAGAGAACCCAGAAAGUAUCCAAGUGCGGUGGACCACUCAUCCAUCACGUCAGACCUUUGUCCACAGAACAGUCAGGCCUUCAUUUAUUAGCACUCCUCUGAUCCAGUCUUUCUACCCAAGUCUUCACUCUUGGUCUUUCCAGCAUGAGCUUGACCCUGUUCAGUCUGCAGCCAUUGCAUGUGUUGAGCACCGCGAAUCUGUGCUGCUUUGCGCACCUACAUCUGCGGGCAAGACUGUAGUUGCGACCUAUGCAGUGGCCAUGGCUUUGCAUGAAACAAAACGGGCUAUUUACACUACUCCCAUCAAAGCGCUGUCGAAUCAAAAGUUUUUGGAGCUCGGGAAGUCUUUUGGCGCGCAGUACAUUGGCAUCAUGACUGGUGACACAGUUAUUGCCAGCGAUGCUCCUAUCGUAGUGAUGACGCUGGAGAUUCUUCAAAGCAUGCUCUACAAGCAGGCACGGGAUCCAAAUCUUUUGGAUGACUUUGCUUUCGUUGUCGUUGACGAAGCUCAUUUCCUCGGCGAUGUAGAGAGAGGAUACGCAUGGGAGGAAGUCCUCGUUCUUUUGCCUCUUCAUGUCAAACUUGUGCUGUUGUCGGCGACCGUGCCAAAUGCCGGUACAGUUGCAGAAUGGUGUUCGCGAGUUCGAACUGAGCCAGUGCAUGUGCUCACGAGCGAACAGCGGCCUGUUCCACUGUCGCAUGACCUCUUCCGAUGCGAGCCUCCGGAUUUCUUUGGAAGGAGGCGUUCAUUCUUCAGUGUCCUGAGCCCGCACAAGCGUUUCAACGCGUUCAACUUACGUGAAGCAGUUCGACAGAGGGGCAUCAUUCUUGAAAGUCAAGCUACUUGGCGCUGCCCACAAGACUUGAUUCCUCACUUUGUUGGACGUCGAGGCCAGAAUCUCAAACAACUCAUGGCAGGCUUAGCAGCAGCUGUUCACAUCUUGGAUGGAGGGGGCAUUGAGGUAAGAGCUUCAGACAGCAGGGCUGAGGAAGAAGCAAAAUCGCGAAUCACGGCGUGGCUUGUGGAACGGGGGUUGCCUGAGGCCAUGGCAAGGCCACCGAACACUUCUGGCGAUCCAUUGUCCCUGCGAGUUGAGGAUUUAGAGCGCUUGCUGUCAUUGCUGUGGUACCGAGACCAGCUUCCAACCAUUGGCUUUUGCUUCGACAAACGCAUGUGCGAGCGAGUAGCCCUGUUGUUGGCUGGGGCAAAGCGAAUGGAUUUUUCAAGCAACUUCAAGAAGAACAAGAUCCGCGAGCGCCUGCGAGCCGGCCUUGCCCGUCUUGAUGAAAGAGACAAGCAGCUUGCACAGGUAAGGCAUUCAUGCGACUUGUUGGUGCGUGGCAUUGGUGUCCACCAUGGCGGCAUGCUCCCGCUUCUGCGCGAAAUGGUGGAACUACUGUUUGCAGAUGGGCUUCUUCCUGUGAUUUUUGCCACUGAGACCUUUGCCAUUGGCUUGAACAUGCCUGCCAAGUCCGUGAUCUUCACCGAUGUUGUGAAGUUCGAUGGGCGCAGCCGCCGAGUACUGAACAGUGGGGAGUUUAGACAAAUGUCUGGCCGAGCCGGGCGUCGUGGAUUGGACCAGAGAGGUCAUGUGUAUGUCAUGCUCCACAACACCAUGAUCUUGAAGCAAACUGCUACAACAGUGCUUGAACGCUUGUACAUUGAAGAGCCUUCGGGGGUAGAGAGUCGCUAUCGUGUCUGCUGGUCAUCUUUGCUUCACUUGAUUUCUGCUGGCCCAGCACAUCUCUUCACUAUGCUUUACAGAAGCUUCCAAAGAUUCACGAACCCAAAUGCAGCCAUCGCCCUACAGCAAGAGGCAACUUGGAUGGUGAAGGUGCUGCAAGAACUUGACUUUGUGGACAAGUCAUGCGUCCGGGUGAACCCUCAGCUCUGCGAAACGGCCUUGCAGUGGGCCUCAGGGCAAGACUUUACCUCGGCAGUGCUCAGCAGUGGUGUCGCAGUGGGCGGUGAAGGCAUUGUAACUCGAGCGCUGCGACGGCUGGAUGAGCUGAUGCGGGAGAUCACCUUUGUCUUAAGACACGACUUGGGCUCACCCCAGGCAGCACAGCGCAUUCAAGGCCACUUGGAUCCAUUGGACAUAGGCUUCAGCCAGGCAAAUUGCAGUGCCAAUUUUCAGUGCCCCCCGGUGCGUGGAGGCCCCGGUGACAUUUUGGGCUUGGCAAAGGGGCUGAGUGAUGGAAGCAUCUUUCCAUCACAAGUCAGACCACUAAGCAUCUAUUGGUUUCGGCAUCGCUACUAUUCCCUGGACAAUCGGCGACUAGCAGCUUUCAGGCUUUGGCGUCUUUUCGCCGAAGAUGCAAAGGUGCCGGUGAAAGUCCUCAAUCGCAGCCAAGCUUUGUCUGAGCAUUGGCUCCGAAAGUUUUCGACUGGGUUCACCGGAGGCCGAAAGAUUCGAAUCAGAGGAAGCGAUCUUUUUGUCGGGGCCACUCGUGAACAAUGCACCUUUGGCAAUAACCUGUGGGCUUGA